Sesamum indicum (sesame) is the source of this 1654-nucleotide messenger RNA. RefSeq names its product protein RETICULATA-RELATED 4, chloroplastic. The record is from RefSeq and is a predicted model, not a curated record. NCBI's taxonomy places the organism in Eukaryota, Viridiplantae, Streptophyta, Magnoliopsida, Lamiales, Pedaliaceae.
GGACUGGCUGAGGUUUUCAGAUGGGAUCAUCAGUUUUGUUUCGGUUGCUUCUUUUUCUCUUCCUCAGUCAACUGUCGUUGUCUUAACACCGUUUCUCCUUUCUCCACCACCCAACUGCCACCCUCUCACUCUCACCCUACUGCACUCCCCCACUCCCCCCCCUCCUUCUCUCGCUUUCUGAUAUACGUACAGUCAAGAGAGGAGAGGGAGGACAAGCAGCCCACUGUAGUUGCCACCACCUUCUUGAUGGCGACCGCAGCUUUCUCACACCUCACAGCCCAGUUCACCGUAUCACCAACCGGGCACCACCGCAGUAGUUACCAAAACCCGACCUCCCUGAAUUAUCCAUUCUUGGCUACCCAUUUCUGUAAAGCCUCUCUCUCCUGCACUUCCUCACCGAUACUUGGCUCCCUCCACUCUCCUCGCCGCCCUUCAUUUAUCACCUUCUCUGGCAGUGGCGGUGGAGGCGAUGGAUCUGAUGGAGGUGGCGGUCGUGGUAGUGGGGGUGGUGGGGGAGGGGAUAGUGACGAUGAUGCAGGGGAGAGAAACAGGGCUGAGGCGAUCAUGGCAUUGGCAGAAGUGGGCAGAUCGUUGGAUAGCAUUCCCAAGGACUUGGCUGCCGCCAUUGAGGCAGGAAGAAUUCCGGGAUCCAUUGUUUAUCGGUUUUUUGAGCUCGAGAAGUCUCCAUUUCUGGGCUGGUUGCUCCAGUUUGGAGGCUUUAAGGAAAGGUUGCUUGCAGAUGAUCUUUUCAUGACUAAAGUUGCUAUUGAGUGUGGUGUUGGGAUUUUUACUAAGACUGCUGCAGAGCUGGAGAAGCGUAGAGAAAACUUCACCAAGGAGCUAGAUUUUGUCUUUGCUGAUGUGGUAAUGGCCAUUGUUGCAGAUUUCAUGCUUGUCUGGUUACCUGCUCCCACUGUUUCUCUUCGACCAGCUGUAGCAAUAACUGCUGGGGGUCUCAAUAAGUUCUUCUAUGGCUGCCCUGAUAAUGCAUUUCAGGUUGCCUUGGCGGGUACAUCCUAUUCUCCCCUACAAAGGGUAGGAGCUAUUGUGAGAAAUGGUGCAAAGCUCUUUGGUGUUGGGUCCAGCGCAUCAUUGAUUGGCACCGGUGUAACGAAUUUGCUAAUCUCUGCACGAAAGGCUAUUGAUAAAUCUUUUGCUGGUGAGGCGGAGGACUUGCCCGUUUUACCUACUAGUGCUGCAUAUGGUGUGUACAUGUCAGUAUCAAGCAACUUAAGGUACCAAAUUCUUGCUGGAGUUAUUGAACAACGGAUUUUAGAGCCUUUGCUACACGAACAGAAGCUCAUACUGAGUGCACUUUGUUUUGCUGUACGAACUGGCAACACCUUUUUGGGGUCACUAAUGUGGGUGGAUUAUGCACGAUGGAUCGGAGUCCAGAGGAGCCGUGCAUAGAACAUAUAUGGCAUAGACGUGGUAAAGGUGGUUUUAGCUACUGACUGCAUUUUUCUCAGAUUUCAUCUCCAUGUUUUCCUUUUCAUUUUAUGUUUGAGGUAAAAUGUUUGUUAAGGCUACAAUCAAGCAAUCAAAGAUUUGUAUUCUUCUGCUUAAUAAGUUCUUUCUGCUUGAGGAGUUGACAUUGCUCCUUUCUUUCUGUUGCGUAAAAUAAGAUGUAAUCAGAAUUGUUUGUUCUUGUCUA